GCAAGAAUAAAGAGCCAAGUGUUUCCCCCCCAACAUCGUGAUCAGAACUCAUUCUACCUCUGGAGCUCGCCCAGAACCCCUCCAUCCUGGCUCCCCCACCCGACCCCACGCCCACCCAGUCUGCACCCCGUCUUGGAUGUUUACUCCAGCCUGCCUUGCCGUGCCUGCACUUAGCUUUAAUUACAUUGUUUGCUAAACAACUUGGAAGGCGGCUGCGCUCGCUUGCUCGUCCCCCCCUCAUCUGUCCUUCCUCCUUCCUCCGCUUCCUUCGCCCGCACGAGAUCGUGCACAAACAACAACAACAACAUCAACAACAGCAAAAAAAAAAGGAAUGCGUGCUAGUUUUUUCGGACUACUACUGCGACGACACCCUCAAGCCCGCGGAGACUGGUGCCGGAGCCGCUGCAGAAAUGUGGGGUGGUGAUGCGUGGCAGCUGUAGCCUCCGCCAUGGACAUUGGUGAGGGAGGGGGAGGGGAUGGAGGGGGAGGAGAGGACAGAGAUGCGGACCUCGAUCCCCAGGCUUUAUCUUGCCCUCUUCUGACCCCGGCGUUCAUUCCCGAGCAGGGAUUGGCCUCUCGUACCUCAGCCGGGGUCCCUGCCAAAGAGCCCUCCACCCCGCGUGAGAAGCGAGGUGAGACGGGCGUCAAGGGUUCCCGGGCUGGAGGAGAGACCCAGGUAGGGGGGCAGAAGGAUGGGUGCCAUCACACACGUCAAAUGGAUGGAGCGUGUCAAAAGCGGUGGACGAAGGGGAUUUUCCAAGAGGAAUAUCCGUCAGGGCAAAAUGGGGAGGGCCACGCUGGCACGGGAGCAAAGUCGGCAACAGGGGGUCUCCCGAAAGCCCUCAGCAGCCGAGGAGAAGAGGAGGAGGCCAUCUCAAACCAAAGCCAAACUAAAUCCAAAUGUUCUUUAUUACCUCAACAGAGCCAGCAAAGCGCUUCUUCCAGCACGGCAAAGGCCAGCGUCACGCUCAACAGCAAAACAGCCGAAUCUCCAAAGUCCUGCCAGACUCCCCCCACUUCUCCCGAAGCCCCCCCUUUCCUUUCGACCUCUCCAAAGCACUUCACUUCUCCAUCCUACUCUUCUUCCCUGCUGAGUGACACAGAAGCGAAAGACCUACCAGGAGAUCAGGGCUGGAUUUCUGGGUUUCCUCAGAGCUUUAAAUCCCAGCAGUCGACUCUGGCUUUCCCAUUGGCAGGUGUGGAGGGGGCCAGCGCGCCUGCCGAGAACGACGGCCCGGCAGGGGUUCCUCACUCUUCCAUUUCUAAUGGAGAUGGUGCCAAAGCUCCAGAACCAAAUGACAGCCAUCUCGAGACGGACAUGGACGACGAGCGAGACAAUGAAGGAGAACAGAAAGAAGCUGUCCCCAAAAACCUCACGCAAGAGCUCUCCCCAAAUUCACUGACGACUCACAUGACUGUCAUGCACUCACGCAAUUCCUGCAAGACGCUGAAAUGCCCCAAGUGUAACUGGCACUACAAGUCCCAGCAUACACUGCAACUCCACAUGAAAGAGAAACAUCCUGAGACGGGCAGCCAGUGUGUGUGCGGCGCCUCCGGUGGGAAGUGCGUUUGUGGCAGUUCGAUGCGGGGUGUGUGUGGCUACUGCAGUUCAGGGAAACCCCAUCCCCGCUUGGCCCGGGGAGAAACCUAUGCCUGUGGCUACAAGCCUUACCGCUGCGAGGUGUGCGACUACGCUACCUCGUCGAAAGGCAACCUCAGCAUACACAUGCAGUCAGAUAAACACCUUAAUAAUGUGCAAAGCGGGGGACACGCCAACGGCCAGAUGCACACUUUGCAUGGUAGCAACAACGGUAGCAGCUCCUCCAACGGGGCCACGAUGGAUGAGCAGGCAUACAAGCACCCGCUUCCGAUUCCCACCUCUACCCCCCAGCCAGCCAAGCUCACGCCACCCGCGCACUCCCCUUCGCACGGCAAGCGCUGGCGGUGUGACGUCUGCGACUACGAGACGAGCAUCGCCCGCAACCUGCGCAUACACACCACCAGUGAGAAACACACGCAUAACAUGCUGAGGCUUCAGAGGGGUUACUACCUAUCCCACUGCAGGAGCCUUGCUCCCCAUCUGAAACACCUCCAGAACACGGGUGGGGAGCUAUCCUUGAACAUGAGACUGACGACGCAACAAGUCACGGAACAGCCCGUCACCCUCGGCUCAACACUGACCCCUUCACCGUCGCCUUCACCCUCUCCCCCGCCAGUCCUGUCUUUGUCUCCCGCUGAACCUCUGUCCCAGGGUGUCUUCCAAUGCCUCAUCUGCUCCUGCUUUUCUUCUGACAGCUUAGAGUCUGUGGAGCAGCACUUGAACGCCCCUCGCUCCCUGCCCCAGUCGGAAUGGUGCUCCCUGGUCGCUGGCGGCUGCCACUGCAGACUGUGCGGCUACACCACCCCGCUGAGGGCUAACUUCUCCUUGCACUGCCAGACUGACAGGCACAGGACCCGCUAUCAGCUUGCGGCUCAUGUUCAAGAAGGGGGCGAGCGGGGUCAGGAAGGCGCUGCCUUAAUAGCUAAGGGCAACCCUAUCCAGCUCAGGUGCAACCUGUGCGAGUAUGCCACGAGCAGUUUGGAGAAACUACAAGCACAUUCCCGGAGUUCCCACCAUGAGUCCAGCAUCCGGGUUUACAGAUUCCUGCAGCAGUACGAUGUCGAGGUCGACGGCGGUUCAUGUCUUUUCCAUUGUCUCCUAUGCAACAAUUCUUCUUCCUCCAAGCUUCAAGUUUUAAAACACAGUCAAACCCAAACCCAUCAGCAGAGGGAGGGGCUGCUACAGCUGCAGCCAAUGGGCGGAGAGGAACUGGCAGCAAUUUUUACCAUCAGAAAAAGCCCCAAUGGGGUCGCAGGAGAACUUAAUGAAGAUAUGGAAAAUUCUGGCGAGGCCACCACCUGUACUUUGGACAAAAGCAAAGACAACUUGGGUGAAAAAGAAAGUGAAGAAACGGUGGCGGAGGAGGUAGACAAGGGGGAGUCAUUCAAGCGUCAAGCGUCUGGAUGUGGAGAAAUGGAAGACUCCAGCACAACCAAACGACCCCGAACACACCAGCCGAGCGAGAAUCAGCAGACUGUCCUGUGCCCUUUGUGCCAAGCUAAAAUCUCAUACGCGCACCUUCGGCCACAUCUCACACAUGUGCACAGUGUGGCGCAGGACUGUGUAGACAAGCUCAUCAGCACAGUCACGCCGUCCUUGGAACGAGAUAAGCCCCUGCUGGAAAAUGAACUACCACCUGACCUGGGCAUAGAUGACACGAUGACAGCUCAAAACAUGAAAAUUAGCCCGACAGGUCUUUCUCGUGCAACAGAUUCCCUUAAAUCAGAUGAGCCACCAAAAAACAAAAGCAUUUCAGGGGAGAACACAGAGGGAAAUGUAGCCGCACCCAAAGAUGUCACAGCUCUACUCACCCCACCCCUAGAAGACAACACCACUCACCCUUCCAAUGGAAGACUGGCUCCUCAAUCCCUGACUCACACACCUCCCUCUUCCCCAACUGCUGCCCCCUCUCCUCUUUCUGAUCGCCAUGGUUACCGGUUUCGUUGCAGCAGGUGCAGCUUGGCGUUCCCCACUCAGGAGAAGCUCCAGCUUCACUGGCAGUACCAUGCCAUGAGGGCGGCGACAGAAUGCCCCCUCUGCUCCAGGCAAUGUCGCAGUCAGGAGGCCCUGCAGAGGCACAUGCAGAAUACACACUCGCAGCCGGACAACACCCAGAACACAGGGUCGCUGCCUCAUAUGGUGCACUACGUUGAACACAGUCAGAGCUCAACAAAAGAUUUAAACAUGUCACCUCCAGUUGGCCAAGAAGCCGGUGAGGAUGAAGAGCUCGAAGAAGAGGAAUUGCAGGAAGAAGAAGAAGAAGAAGACAACACUGAGGGAAAGGAACAUAAAGAGGAAUGGAGAACUACAGACAAAGACCCGGCUACUGAAACUGGUGGAGGUGAUGAGGAAUUCACUGAGCCAGAAAAAGUGCUAAAUGAUGAAAUCCCAUCAGAACCUAGUUCCAUUUCUCUUAUGAAAAAGAGCUCUAACCCAACAAUGGACCGCUAUUUGGAUCCAUCAAGGCCGUACAAGUGUUCCAUAUGUUCUGAAUCUUUUACCCAGAAGACAAUUCUUCUGGUUCACUACAAUUCAGUGUCUCAUCUCCACCGGGCCAGACGAGCCCUGCAGGAAUCGGGCACGGGGGUGUCUACCCCAGAAGCUCCCCGUGGCCAAGAUCCUCGACCCUACCGAUGCAAACUAUGCGGUGUGGGCUACAGCCAGAGCUCCACAUUGGACAUACAUCUACGCUCAGUUCUCCACCAAACAAGAGCUCGUGCUGCACAGAAUCCUAGUACACAAACACCAGUGUCUAGUGUAGCUAUGCCAGUAUCUGCCACCACGUCUACUACUACUCUGUCUGCUAUAACUGGUAAGGAUACGUCGAAGAGCUUGCCUUUCGCCAAGAAGCCGGAUGUAGAUAGUUCUUCACCAGGAUUAGUAGCUGAACUCCAGUCGACCGUAUCAACUGAAGGUCAACAGGCUAAAAAGAGAGUGGCAGAACUGAUCGCAUCAAGAAACCAGUUGCUAUUAAUGCAACAACAGCAGUUGGCUCAGGCACAGGCCCAAGCCCAGUUACAACACACAGCAUUGUUACAGGCCCAAGUAAUGCAGCAUCUACCUAUCGGACCAGAGAGCCUCUUUCAGCACUUCUCUUUGGCACCGGAAAACUUACUGUCUCUGCAGCAGCAACUUCUUCUGCCCUUUUACUUUCCCGGAGACAUGAAACUUAACACAGAGUUGGCAAUAAAGAACUUGGAACAGACCCAAUCUGAGGCAGCAAAGGGUAGACUGAGUGAACAGAUUAAGGGAGAGGCUAAAAAAGAGGAAAACCCUCAAACCGAUGAAAAACAUACUCUGAAUCGAUUUUCAUCCUCAGACGACAUCCAAACAAAAGAUGUGAUGGCUUUUGACACCAGAGUUGAAUGCGGCAGUGGAUCCUCCAGCAUCCCAAAAGAAAAAGAAUGCAUCGUAAGCCUAGUUGAUGAAAAGGAAGAAGUGUGUUCUGCCAUUGUUAAAAAUGAGAGUCAAACACAGGAAAAUGAUUCAUCCACAGUUGAUGUCCCCAAAUCACAGUGCCCUCCACCAAGGGUGCCAUAUGCUACUGUUAACGGGGAAGCUCUUAGGACCUUGCUGCAGAGUUAUGGCUAUGAGUUGGCAUUACAAUAUAUACAAAGUAGACAUAGGCACCAGCAGCAGAUUGCAAGCCAAAUGAUAGAGGUGAGAAACAAGUGCGCUGAUAUUCCCAAAAUGGAAUUUUAUUCAGGGGCACAAAAAGGGUCAAUUGGAACAGAUAAAGGGAAGUUGCAAAACUGCGGUAGGAAUGCCAAAAAUGAAGCUGAAGACAUGCAAAGUUUCCCAGGGGAACCGAAUCAGGGCAGACAUGAUGAUGCAGAUGAACUUGCAAACAAAGAGAAAAGAUGCUGUGGAAGAGGACAAAAGUGCAGAGAUUGCGGCAAGUUUUUUUCAGAUGCCAUGAUUUUAAAAAGUCACCAGGAAUACAUUCACAGACAAGUGCUUCCCACUGCUGCGCUAGAGAGGUUUUCCAGAGAAUACAGACUACAAUAUGAUCAAUUGUACCCGUUGAAAGAGAAAAAAUCUGCAGAGGAUUCAUCUCAGAGUACACCCGUUUCAAUUCCAGCUACAUCCAUCGAAUCAGAACUUGGAUCUGAAGCCGAGAAGCCUCAAGUUAAAACAUCACCUCUAUCCUCGUUUUCAGAUGCUGACACGAAAAAAUGUGGUACAACUGAAGACCACGUAUCCUUUACCUCCGUCCCGUCUCCUCCUCGUUCCUCUUCUCAAACCCAAGAGACGCCAGUUACGAGCACAUCUACUGUUAGUUCUCAAAACACAUCGCCAGCUAACGCCAUGCCUAUUCCCUUACCAAAAAUACCAUUGCUUCCUCUGUCGCAGCUUCCUAUUCCCCCAUUGGCUUUACCCAAGCUUCCACUACCCCCAAUUCAUUUUCCGAUGGAGCUACCGCUCAUUCCUCCAGUUGUGAUGCAGCCUGUGGGUCUGCAGCCCCAAACCUGGUUAGACUCGAGUGUGAGCCCAGAGUUGACAAAACUGUACCAGUCUCAACUGCUUGCCCCACAAGCACCUAUUAGUCCAACGGUGAUUUCCCAACCAUCUCAACUUAGCCCGGCAUUGCUCGGCCAGCCUCCUCAAGUCAAUUCUUCGUUGCUAGGUCAACCGGUUCAGAGUAGCUCAAUUCCAGCAGGGCAGCAGCCCCAAGUAAGUCCAGCAUUACUCGAACAACAGCAGGGCAAGAGAACCCGCACUCGAAUCUCUGAAGACCAGCUGAAUAUUCUGAAAAAGCACUUUGAUAUCAACAGCCUCCCGAGCGAUGAGGAGCUAAACAAGAUAUCCAGUCUGUCUGGUCUACCCCACAAAGUCAUCAAGCACUGGUUUCGCAACACUCUUUUUAAAGAGCGGCAACGCGAUAAGGACUCGCCAUACAAUUUCAAUAACCCCCCAACCACAGCUCUUGAGGAGUCUAAAGAGGAGCUCUUGCAGAACCCGUCUCUGAAACUGGCCACAUUGUCACCAUCUCCAGCACCAACCGAAGUGUCCCAUCAAACCCAGUUAACUGAAAUCCAAAGAACCAAUACCCACAGAGGGAGACGCUCAUCUCGAACCCGCUUUACAGAAAAACAGCUGGAGAUGCUGCAAGGCGUGUUUGAAGCAACACCCUAUCCCAGAGAGGAGGAAUAUGACAGGCUGUCUGCACUGUUGUCUCUCCCGAACAGAGUCAUUGUGGUAUGGUUCCAAAAUGCGAGGCAAAGAGCCCGCAAGAGCCAGGACAGAGGGGCAGAUGAUGGAGUAGAGGGGACGAGCCAACUCGACACAUUUCGUAAAAGAGACGGAUACUACAAGAGUGGUGAUCCUGAGGGUAUCAGCAAUGGGGAUGAAGGGCAUAGUGACUCUCAAAAUGAAAAUUCGAUGGAUCUGACGUAUGAGUAUUAUACCCAUCCAGACUCACCAAUCCUUGAUUCUUCUAGUCUUUACACAGAAAGCGACCACCCAAUGGGCAAUGAGGAAUUAACACCUGCUGUCAAGAAACAAGAAAACACAACUGCCUCUGCUCAGACUAGCAGAACAAUUAAAAAAGAAAUUGCAGAACUAAACACCGACCGCAAAGAAAUAGUGCAGGUAAGGCAAAAUGUGUCUGAAGCUGAGAAUCUGGUCCGACCUCUGCAAGAAAGCUCAGCAGAAAGACUCCAGUCUCGCUCUUCUGACCCCUCAAAAAGCACAGUGCAGAACAACCCAUCGGUGUCAGAUGCAAGCCAGGAUCACGUCAAGAGUUUAUCCCCAAAUAAAGCUGUCGAAAAAUCUGCAGCUCCAUCACCGAGCCUACCUUCAUCUUCAGAGUCUGAAAAUAACCAUAUUCGUCAGCCUGAUGCCUCUCCCCGUGCAUCUAUCGAGAAUCAGUCACUCAACCAUCUCCCGAUCCCAAACCCGUUUCAGUGCAAUCUAUGCCCGAUGUCCCUGCCAACAUUCCAAAUGUGGCAGGACCAUCAGACAAGGCAUCUGCUUGCAGCUCAGUCCCAGGUCCAACUCCUUCAUUCUGGCUUCACAGACAGAACGUUGCCAUACAUGAUGCUCCACUCCAACCACUCACUCAUGGCCAGCCAAAUGCUUUCGGGCGCUAUGACGCAGUUGCACCCUAGUGCCACAAGUCCCAUGAUUUCACACUUGAAUAGCACACCAAUUAAGAACUCACUUGCUGACCUGUCUCAGAGUUCCUUGAAGCAGAACCCAAAGCUAAUGUCAGAGGGCAGUUUUGAUGUUCAAAGGUAUAGCAGAGAUGCUGAAGAAGAGCAGAGAAGGGAUAAGCGUCAGAGAACCACCAUCACCCCAGAACAGCUUGAAGUGUUAUAUCAGCGCUACAGCUUAGACUCCAACCCCACCAGAGGAGUCCUAGAGGGCAUUGCACAGGAUGUGGGACUCACAAGAAGAGUGGUUCAGGUCUGGUUUCAAAACACUCGGGCAAGAGAAAGAAAAGGGCAGUUCAGGUCAAUGGGCCCAGGGUCGAGUUUCAGCAUGGGCUUGAACCACCUCCGCUGUCCAUUUUGCAGGGCUCUCUUCAAGGUGAAGAGUGCUCUGGAUGCCCACAUGAGGUCGCGACACUGGGCAGAGGCUGAAAGAGCAGGCUACAAUUUAUCAAUGAAUAAUGGUUCUCGUGGGCCCAAUGGGAUGGCCGUGUCUUCUCUCAUGGACAAACCAGGCCCAUCUGCCUCCUGUAACUUCCUCCCAAACACCGGCAUUGCCAUCCACAACAAAGAGCAAAGAGUGAAGUCAACUGGUACAUUUCUUUCUUCAAACAAUGAUCCGAACAACCCAGGGGAGUAUGAUGACAUGGAGGAAGACGAUGAUGAGUUCCAAUGUGAAGAGGGUUCAAGUAUGGCCGACCAAGGGUCUCCGAGUCCUGAGGGAUCAGACUGGGGUGAGACCCUGCAGCCACACCACCAUCAGCAGCAACGGCAAAGGACACAGAUGAGCCACUUCCAAGUACUCCAGCUUAGAGACUUCUACAAGAACCAUCGUACACCAAAUCGACAUGAGUGUGAGGCCCUCGGCCAGGAAUUGGGACUGCCCCACCGUGUCGUGCAGGUCUGGUUCCAGAAUGCCAGAGCCAAGGAGAAGAGGGCAAGGACUCUGAGCUCCGACUCUGCGGAAACGGAGCAGGCGGAGUUGAAAGCCGGCGCAGGGGAGAGAGACCGGGCUUAAUGAAGGGUCCCUUUACAUUCUUCUACUAUGCCCUUAAGACUCGUUUUUCCUACCGUCAACUUCUUAAAACAAAACUUCACUUUGCUGCCAAGCCUGUUUCCUGAGCACCCCAAAGAUGCAGAACCACCGUGGCCCAAAGAGAACCGUUUUCAACUGAAAGUCAACCCAAACCAAGCCCUCUUGGCAACAACUUUCCUCUUUUUUUCUAUUGCUCUCUCUCGUAUGCUGUCUGUCUUUCCUUGUUGCCCCUAUUCCUGUUUGCGUCAGACACCUUUCUACAACCAAACCCGUCCUUGGAGAAAACAACAAUGCCACAUAGGCCAAAGAGCAUUAUUUAAGUCGGUGACCUUACUGCCUGGCUAGACCUGCAGUCUACCUCCCGGUCACCACGACAGACUCCACGUGGGCCCCUUCAACCAGACAGUGCUUGAGGACUAGCAGUGUAGCACGUGUUGUGGGUCCACGAAAAGUUGGAACAGGAACUUUUAAAGAGAUUUUAGUGUAAAUAGAGCACUCCAAAAGAUAAACUUGAAGAAGGGGAAAAAAAAAACAAAACAAAGCAGUUAACGAUGGAAGAUGAGGAGGAAACCAAGUAAUAUCUCGAUAAAGACGGUAUUUCCAUUGAGCUUUUGUCACGACUGACUCAGAUUCCAAAGCUCGUAACCAAAAUUUUCCAUGUCUGUUGUUUCAUCGUGUUUGUUGUCAGUAACAAACUGCAGAGCUUGACGUCUGUACAGAGAAGGGUGAGACCUGCGCUUGGCACAGGGAAAAAAAAAGUGUGGGGG
This is a messenger RNA of Hippocampus comes (tiger tail seahorse), 9555 nucleotides long. Its product is annotated as zinc finger homeobox protein 3-like. Gene Ontology annotation, cellular component: nucleus. Gene Ontology annotation, biological process: regulation of neuron differentiation; regulation of transcription by RNA polymerase II. Gene Ontology annotation, molecular function: zinc ion binding; RNA polymerase II cis-regulatory region sequence-specific DNA binding; DNA-binding transcription factor activity, RNA polymerase II-specific. The record is from RefSeq and is a predicted model, not a curated record. The transcript has 11 exons. The coding region runs from base 449 to 8770 and encodes 2773 amino acids. Lineage: Eukaryota; Metazoa; Chordata; Actinopteri; Syngnathiformes; Syngnathidae.